UUGCGCGGAGCAGGCUGGGAAAAAUAAAGCAUCUGGAUUUGAUUUAAUUCAAAAGCGCUGUUUUGCAGGUCAGUUGUACUGUUGCCUACCAGUAAUCUGAGUGAAACAGACAGCUAAUAUAUUUGUAGUGAGUCUGCAAUUAUAAAUAUUAUAUGCCGUUAACAUGCGUUGUGCCGUUCUGGUGUUUGUGCUGAAAGCAUUUGAUAACAAGAAUUUUACCUGCACUCGGAUGCUCAAGGAAGAAGACAUCGGAUCGUUACGGAGGCGAAACUGAACUGAACGAAAAAUAAGUGAAUCAAUGAUGGAUGAAGGUUCACAGAUACUUGAGUCCGAGGAUGCUGUCAUUAUUGUGGAGAACGAAGCAGAACCAGUUCAGGAGGAGAUCACCAAUGUGCGGCCAGCCACCUUGAAUUUUCUGGACACCUGUCCCGUGUGCCAAUUGAACUUUCACAGUCGCGAACCCAAACUUUUGCCAUGUCUGCACUCUUUCUGUAAGAAGUGCUUGCCAUCACCUUCGAGGAAUUUGGCUAUGCCUGACACGAACUCGCAGGUUGACAGCGCAACGAAACCACUGAAUGUGAUCCGAUGUCCGGUGUGCAGACAAGAGUGCAUGGAGGUGGACGUAAUGGAGAACUUCUUUGUGAGGGACUCAGUGGAAGCUCCCAGUAGCACUGUCGAGAGGCCUAUACAGCUGUGUAUGAGCUGUGAUGAUAGUGCUGAGGCCACUGGGUUCUGUGUGGACUGUGUGGAGUUUAUGUGCGGCACCUGCGUAGAGGCUCACCAGAGGGUAAAGUUCACCAAAGACCACAUCAUCAGACAGAAGGAAGACAUGCCUCAAGAAGCUGUUGGUAUUUUCACUCAGAGGCCAGUGUUCUGCGACAUCCACAAACAGGAGCCACUGAAGCUGUUCUGUGAAACCUGUGAUCUGCCCACCUGCCGAGAUUGCCAGCUACUUAAGCACAAGGACCACAACUACCAGUUUCUGGAGGAUGCUUAUAAGAAUCAUAAACAUCACAUGGAGGAUAUGACUCGUCAGCUUCAGGAGAAAAAGAAGAUAAUUGAAGAUGUGUCAAAUUCCAUAAACAAUGGACUCCUUCAAGUGGAUGAGAACCGCAUAUCAGUUCACAAUGACAUCAAGAAGUCAAUAUGCAGUUUGAUACUAGAGAUCAACAGAAAAGGAAAGAUUCUAGUCAAUCAGCUUGAGGGCCUGACAAAGGAUCACGAAAGUGGCCUGAAGAAGCAGAAGGAGGAUAUUGGCUAUCUGUCCAGACAUCUGGACCAUGUGAUCAACUUCACAAAAUGGGCUACAGCUAGGAGCGGUGGAACAGCUCUCCUUUACUGUAAACGUUUGAUCCUGUUUCAGAUUGGAAACCUCCUGCGGGCUAAAUGCAAUACAUCGUUUAUUCCACAGAGCACUGUGCGUUUCCAGUGUCGAUCUGGUUUUUGGGCCUCAAACUUCGAUCUGGGCUCUUUAGUGGUGGAGAACGUCCCAGGCCACCAGCUGGGUGGCUUUCAGGGCAUCCCUCAUCAACUCCCCCAUCCUGUGCAGGGCCCUCCAGGCUCCCCCAUCAGCCAGCCCCCAGGGCACUCCCAGCCCCGCCUGGCCCCCCACAACCACAACACCCUGGCCCAGCUCCAGAUGCAGGUGGAGAAACUAGCCCAGCAACCCCACUGGCAGCCUCAGCCCCAGCCCCCACCCUGGGCCUGGUACCAGAGUAUGCGGCUCCAGAGACCCCCUACAGGGCCUCUCCAGGGUAGCUCUCCCUCCCAGACUCUCCCUUCCAUGCACCAGCAGGGCAGAAGGUUCAUGGCCCCGCCUGCCAACCACCUCAGUCCCACCAGCACCCUGCCAAGCCCUGGAUAUCCGCCCCAGGCUGUCCAAUCACUGAGAGGUCUGGUGAGCAGCUCCAGCUACUCACUCAAACACAUGGACGUAUUCAACCCAACGCCUCACUUCUCCCACAAUGCACCACUGCCUAGCAACGGCAGCUUUGACUCUCCUCACUCGAGGGAGCAGCAGAUGGAGUCUGCAUAUCAGAACAAGCAUCCUGGAGGUCCUAUCCAAAUAAUAAGACCAAACUUCCCUCAGACCCUACCAGCGUCCCUCCCAUAUAGAACUGCACAAGGACAACCGCAUGCAGGACUAACUGCUACAUCCUGUCAGGAGAAACCUGGGACUGUUUCCUGGAAACCCCCAGAGAUGCAGAAGCAGGCGAAUGGAGCCGGGGGAUCAGCUGCCAAGAGGAGACGGAGGUCAUCGCCUGGACCCAUCAUUGUCAUCAAAGAUGAGCCAGAGGAUGACAUCAGCUGUGUGCAGGGUAACCUUCGACCCAACCUUCCAGACAGCACCGGGGUCCAGGGCCAAACCAGUCAGCAAGAUGGAGGGGAGAAACAAGCCCAGUAUUCUCCUCAUGGCCCGGGGGAUAAAGCCCACACUCCACCAGAGCCUCCGGGGCCUUCAGUAGACCAAAGCCAGGCCCAGACCCCACAGCAGAACCUUGUGCGGGCAGAGAAGCGGCCCGGCAAGGGCCCGGAUCCAGAAGAGGACCCUAAUGAGGACUGGUGUGCUGUGUGUCAGAAUGGAGGCGAGCUGCUGUGUUGUGACAAGUGUCCCAAAGUGUUCCACCUCUCCUGCCACGUCCCCACCCUGCUCAGAUUACCCAGUGGAGAGUGGUUCUGCUCGUUCUGUCGUAACCUGUCAGUGCCUGAAGUGGUGUAUGACUGUGACAUCAGCAGACUAGAACCCAGAACUGUGAAGAAGGAGCGAGACUCUGAAGGGGGAUUCUGUCCUGUGGACAAAAGGAAAUGUGAAAGGCUCUUGCUGAGGAUGUACUGCAGUGAGCUCAGUGCUGACUUUCAGGAGGCUAGGCCACCCUUGAUAUUGCCGGAGAAUCAAGAGACCACAACGACGCCAAUGGACCUGUCCAUUGUGAAAAGCAAGCUGGAGUCCAAACAGAGCCCUUGCUACUGCAGCCCAGCUGAAUUUGUUUCAGACAUCCGACUCAUCUUCCGGAACUGUGCAGCGUUCAACGAGGCUGACACAGAGGUUGCCACUGCCGGGAGAAAACUGGAGAGGUUCUUUGAGGAGCAGCUGAAGAUCCUGUACCCUCAACGGACUUUUCCAGAGGUCAAGUCUGAGAUCAUCAGUCCUGUGACGACUCCCGUCUCACCUCAGCAUCCCAAAGCAUCUGAUGAGGAAAGCUCCCAGCAUGCAAAGCGUCAGCGCAGGUGCUCCGAAAGCCAGGAUGUAUGUAGCGGUACUCCUGCUCUAAGCUCACCAAAGGGAGAAGAGGCCCACUAAAUGCAGAAAUCAACAUCUCAUAGACUUUUAUCAGUCAAGAACACUGCCAGUAUUAGAUUACAACAAGUCUACUACUUCUCAUCCUUUAUUUUUUAUUUUUAUGUGCCGAAAUACUCUGUAUUCUGUGAUUGACUUUGCACAAAAGAACACUGAAGCAGGGUACCAAAACCAUUUCCAUUAGACUGCUUUACAUUGAUUCUGUAGUAAUACACUGUAGCCAUGACUAUAGACCCAGAGUAUGAAAACAGAAACACAAGGUGUUAGAUAACCCAACAGCCUCUGUACAUGUGGUGAUAGUGACAGGAAUUGUGUAUCUUCUAGGGAAUAAACACUGUGACAAGGUUAGUCCAGAAAAGUAGAAAACCCAUCAAAAGGAAUCACACCAGCCUGAUAAAACCUAAGAUGAUACAUUAAUACAUUGUUAUUGCAAGACUGCAUGAAGUGUUUCAUGAACAUCUCAGCUUGCGAAGUGUGUUUGUUUAGGCUUAGAUUAGCCUUGACAUCAGCUGUUCUCUUCCAGUGUGAUGGCUGCUGGCUUGGGACCAGGCCUACUGUAUGUUUCUCAACAUUCAGACCUCUCUGUUCCCUCGUUGUUUUGAAAUUUGUGAAUAAGCCAUUCAAUAUAUUAUUUAUUAAUAUUUUACAUUUCAAUAGGGCUUUUUAUGAAGUGUAUGUACAUACCAAUGUUAUGACAUUUUUCAUUCAUGUGACCUAAUUUAAACGUAUAAAGGUUUAACAAUGUUUUUGUCAUGCAUAACCAAAUCAUGUAUUUUGCCAUGUUUUCUUAUGAUUUAAUACAGUACCAUAGCAAUUUCUGAAAACCAAAAUAGUGUAUUCAUGAGAAAUACUUGCAUGCAAGUUUACUUGCAGCUGUUUACAGGGUACAAUAAAUGAAUCAUACUUCAUGAUUCUUAAUUCGAUCUGUUGUUCAUGUGGUAUUCAGUCAGCAUUUACAGCAUUUCUGAUUUAUGGUAUGAAAUACUUAAUAAUUGGUGAUAAAUGGGUCAAAGGUUUUCAAUAGUUUACCAAAAGGUUAAUAACGCAUUCUCAAUGACUACUGUGUAUUAUGCUGUAGUAAUGAAACACUGUGAGCCCCAUGAAUGAAACAUACUGUGGGGCCCAUGAAUGAAACAUUCCGUGAGGCCUAUACAGUACAAGAUUGCAGUGCUUCAAAAGGAUUGCACUGCCCUGUAGAAGAUUAGCACCAUUUAAAAGUGACCUCAGCCACUCAUUUCCUCUACAUAGGAUAUCUGUGUUUGGCCAGAGCUGCUUCUCAUUAAAUCUUUAAUGGGGGCGAAGGAGAGAGGAAAGUAGUGUGUGUUUGUGUGUGUGUGUAUGUAAAAAGUGUGUGGUUAGUUUUAGGAAACACCACAGAUAUUAACAGAGCCCUCAGAUCUGGUCUGGUCCUCAUUACAGGGCAUCUUCUGGGGCCUUAUAUUGCUGCAGAUGUCCUCUAGACUGGCCCUCUGUGUUCCUAACCCCCACAGUAGAUAAGAUAAGGAUAUUCAACAGCAGAAGUAUUGCUUUGUGUGCUGUGGCUUCUUUCCUUUGAUGGGCCGGCCAAGUGAAAACAGUCUGCAAAUAUGUGAUAGACUCUUAAUUAUGUAACAGUGCAUCAUGAAUGUGCCACUUUUGCUGCAGAUUUUUGUUUAAAAUUGUUUUUAACAUCGUACUUAAAUAAAACUGUUGUCUGCUUCACACAAAAAAAGUUGCUACUGUAGGACACAGUGCAAAUGUGUACGGCAGCUCUAAUUUCAAGAUCUUUAUUUUAAGUACCUACAGCAGUACACAUUCAAUUUCUUUUAAAUUUUUUUUGUAUUGGCCAUGCAUGGAGAUGUUGCUUGAGGGUCUGUGUGAUAUGGUGUGUUGUGUUGGUUUGGGGGGGACUUGACAACACAUGGCUCUGAUUACAUUAUCGUUUACUCUUGGCUUUGUCAUCCUGCAAUGGCGAAAACCAGAGAACUGAUUUAAUUUGCAGAGAGCCUUGGUUUGGUAAAAACGAUUUAGAAUGCCAUCCAGUAAUUAUUUAUCUCUUUGCCAAUCUUGGCCAUGUCAAUCAACCUAUGCAUUUUAAAGGUAUAAUUCACCCAAAUCACAAAAUGUACUGAUUCUUGUUUCCGCAUCAUGUCCGAAUAAUCACAAAGUAUCUCAUAUUAACGGUUGUUCAUCAAAAUCAAUGGAAUCUGCAUCAAAGUUCAACAAUGCCACUCAUUUGACUGAAAAAAUAUCUAAUGUUACAAUGAGUUACAUUUUUCAAUGCUGGGAAGAGUGCAAGGGAAAUGAACAAAAAUGAAUUGCUGUUUACGUUUGCACAGACUUCUUACAGGUAUAGGACACUAAUGUGUACUUUUGUAAUUUGGAGGAACUGUCUCUAAGGUUCAAUCAACACGUGGCUCUUAUCAGUAAUAGCUGUUUAAAUUGAGAGGACAAGUAAAAUUCCAAUGGCCUACUACAUCGGAAUGUGUUGUUUCACAAUUUGAUGUGAAAUAAACCCCAAGUCUGUCACAGUCUGAUUCAAUUAAAUCAUAUUACUGAGGGGCUUUUUGUCGACCUCAAAUAUCUGGUUAUGUCUGCGGAGGAUGGUCGUAAAUGUAGCAAAAUAUGCUUUAUGAAUUACAUUUUAGAAAUUUUACCGAAACCGACCAAUUCUAAGGAUUGUAUGUAGGCAUGUUGAAAUCUAUAUGGCCACCAAAUAUUUUUUGACAACCACAGAACCACCCUGGAGUGUAGUCCAGAUGUUCGGAAGUUAAAUCAUAGGCAACAUACUGUCAGAAACGUCUAAAUAAAAUCGAAGUUGGAGGACAGCGUCAAUAAAUGUCGCCAUUACGCAUCGUAUUAUUUAGUCUAUGAGAUGUAUACUUUAGCCUUGUUGCCUGUCUUUAACAGCCAAUGCAGUGUAUUUACUUGAAUCAAAUAUUCGUUUCCUAUAAGCUUUUAUAAUAGUCUAACUGUGGAAAUCAGAAAUACAUCAGUUGUCAUCGUGGUUUCUAGAAUAUUAAUAUAAAAAAGUUUUGCUCUGACACUUCUUGCAAGUCACAUGCGAUGCCCCUCGCCCGCCCCUACGCGCGAGAUAAUUAGACGCUGGUUCGGAGACAGUCACGCUGCGAUUCAUUCAGCCACAUUACACAUACUCCUGUCCAGUGUGAGCUCAACAUUUUCCUACCUUUUGCUUGAAAAUCUGCGUGUCGGUGAGAAACUCUGCUGUUGGUUCACACCUGGUGCAGAAUAUUAGAGAUCUGACUGUUGGGGGAAAAAAAAACUGGUAUAAUCUUUGCUUCUUCCAAUGGGUCCUGGGAUAGUGAUACUUUUCUCUCUUUUUGGAGUUCUCAGCGCAAAUGGUAGG
Messenger RNA from Esox lucius (northern pike), 6644 nucleotides. RefSeq names its product transcription intermediary factor 1-alpha. The record is from RefSeq and is a predicted model, not a curated record. NCBI's taxonomy places the organism in Eukaryota, Metazoa, Chordata, Actinopteri, Esociformes, Esocidae. Gene Ontology annotation, molecular function: zinc ion binding; protein binding. The transcript has 19 exons. Bases 299 to 3301 code for a protein of 1000 amino acids.